Parathielavia appendiculata is the source of this 1431-nucleotide messenger RNA. RefSeq lists its product as uncharacterized. The transcript has 3 exons. Bases 1 to 1431 code for a protein of 476 amino acids. The record is from RefSeq and is a predicted model, not a curated record. Lineage: Eukaryota; Fungi; Ascomycota; Sordariomycetes; Sordariales; Chaetomiaceae.
AUGAAGUACGGGACUGCUUUGGUUGCCCUAGCGGGCAUUGCUUCGGCCCGCGAGAUCUCUAUCUACUCUCGCAAGGCUUCGAAGCGUGAGGUUCCCCAGGAGCACUCACACGAGGCUAUCCUCCGCGCCACCAAUGUCGCCCUCAAACUCAACAACCCCCUGAACAUUGUUGAUGCUGUCUUUGCCCUGCUGGGCAAUGCAGCCGCUGCCACCGGUGCCCCAGAGGUCGCCAACCUCGACUGCCUUCAGCAGAUCGUAGCCGACCAGGCCUUCACCAACGCUAAGGAGGCCGGCGACCUGGACGGCCAGAUCCAAGCCAUCCUGUUCCGCGCCCUCGAACGCAAUACACUGCAGGUUGGCCUGGCCAGCGAGCUCUGCAAUGAGACUGCGGUCAAUCCCGAGAUUGCCAACAUCCAGCAGCACCAGGACCCUGCCUCGCCCGAGGCCGUCAACAACGCCGCAAUCGAGCUUGAGGUUGCCAAGUCCCUGGCAUCCAUCGGCGCCGACCCCCUCCUUGCUCUGCAGAGUGCCACUUUCCCCCCAGGCGAGCUUGAUGAUCCGACCGCUGCGGGCAACACAUGCAACGACGAGAACGAUGCCGCCGGCUGCAUUGUCACGCUGAAUCUCCUCACCCCCGCGGUCACUGAGGAAGAGAUCCUGGCUGCCGUGGCCGAUAUUGACGCCGGCGCUGGCGCGGGUGACGAGGCUGAUGCCGAUGCCGGAACUGGCGAUGCUGAAGAUGCUGCAUGCACUGUCGUCGUCGAGGAGCCCGCCGGUGACGACGCCAACGCCGGCAACGACGACGUUGCGACCGGCACCGUCAACGUCCAAGCCUUCGGCGGCAACCUCGGCGGCCCCCCGCCCCCGGUGCAGAGCACCGCCAGCGCGGACCGCCCCUUUUCCGUGAACGGCGCCACCUUUUUGAACGCCGGCGCCGCCAUCCAGCGCUCUUGCGCCAUCCAAAAGAACGCGUGCGCCAACGCUGCCAACGCGGGCCAGCUCGCCGGCGGCACUCAGCAGUGCGACGCCCAGGAGGACGAGUGCCGCGCCGCCAACAACCUGAAGAGACUCCGCCGCCGCUCGACCCCUUUGUCUUCCUCCUCCCGCGGCUACCGCCGCCAGGCAGCCAACGGUGGCGGCGGCGGCGCCCUCGACUUUGGCGAGUGCGGCAGCCCGGCGAUCAAAUUCGCCGUCGGCCUGGACGGCCGCAAGGAGGCCAGCUUCCAGAACGUCAACAUGGCCGACUUCAACCACGGGUCGGCGCAGGCUAUCCGCAUCAUUGCCGAGUUUACCUGCCAGCGCCUCGAGAGCUCGUGCAAGGCUGCCGACGAGACAGUGCAGGCUUGCCACCAGGCAUCGCAAGCUGCCCAGGCGGCUACGGGCCAGGCGGCCGCCAACGCGUUCAACUCUAUCUUGGGUGUGACGGCUUGA